AUGAAGACAGCAGGAUUGAAAUGCAAGCCAUCAAACUGUGAGAUUCCCAAGGACUCAAUCAAAUACCUGGGAAGAAUGGUGGUUAAGCAUGGUAUUAGACCAGACCCAGAUGCGCUAGAGACAUUUCUGACUUGCAAAUCGCCAAAAACAGAACACCAGUUGAUGAGCUUCUUGGGUUUCGCAAAUUACUACAGGGAGUUCAUCAAGGGCUAUGCGGACAAAGUAUAUCCAAUGCAACAACUCAUGAGGCACAAGGGUAAGAAGUUCACGUGGAUUAACGCAGCAGAGGAAUCAUUUCAAAGAAUAAAAACGUGUGAAGCACUAGUGCUGGGGAUGCCCACGGAAAAGGGAAAGUAA
Symsagittifera roscoffensis is the source of this 357-nucleotide messenger RNA. RefSeq lists its product as uncharacterized. The transcript has a single exon. NCBI's taxonomy places the organism in Eukaryota, Metazoa, Xenacoelomorpha, Acoela, Convolutidae. Bases 1 to 357 code for a protein of 118 amino acids. The record is from RefSeq and is a predicted model, not a curated record.